Iphiclides podalirius (scarce swallowtail) is the source of this 264-nucleotide messenger RNA. The record is from the annotation of a GenBank genome assembly. NCBI's taxonomy places the organism in Eukaryota, Metazoa, Arthropoda, Insecta, Lepidoptera, Papilionidae.
AUGCUCGCCGAACGCGGCGGCGGUGUGUCACCUAUGGGGCCCAUUUCGCAAAGCCGUCACGCGGCGCUCGGCAUGUGGGGCGCACACGACAUCGCCGCUUCCGCCGUUUUAAGCACAACUGAACGGUCAAACUGCCACGGUCUAACGAACACCGGCCCCACUAUGGGAAUAAGGUCGCCAUUUGUCAUAGACGCACAAUGGCCGAUUGAAGCCCGCUACCUACAUGAAUAUGCAAUCGCGCCCGUAGCGUUCGGCUACGUUUAU